Chrysoperla carnea is the source of this 1755-nucleotide messenger RNA. Its product is annotated as zinc finger protein OZF-like. Lineage: Eukaryota; Metazoa; Arthropoda; Insecta; Neuroptera; Chrysopidae. Gene Ontology annotation, cellular component: nucleus. Gene Ontology annotation, biological process: regulation of transcription by RNA polymerase II. Gene Ontology annotation, molecular function: DNA-binding transcription activator activity, RNA polymerase II-specific; zinc ion binding; RNA polymerase II cis-regulatory region sequence-specific DNA binding. The record is from RefSeq and is a predicted model, not a curated record. The transcript is spliced from 3 exons. Bases 52 to 1452 code for a protein of 466 amino acids.
AUCCCAUUAACUAUCUUUCAUUAUUUCAAUAUUACGGGAAAUGUUUGAAAAAUGGAUACAUGUUUAAUAACUGAUUUUGAGAAAGUUUGCCGAAUAUGUAUGAAAUUCGAUAAAACGUUUCUAGCAAUUACUUCGUUUAAAAUAAUUGAUAUGAUAAUAGCAUGUGCUUCAGUACAGAUUUGGGAAAAUGAUGAUCUACCAAAUCAAAUUUGCCAAGCUUGUUUUCUACAAUUGCAAAAUACCAUAAAUUUCAAACAGUUAUGUGAAAAUUCAGAUAAUACAUUUCGUCAAAUUAUUCAGCAAAGCAAAAUAAAUUUAUCGAAUAAUGAAAACAAUUUUCAUAGCGUAAAAGAUGAAAAAUUCGAAGAUUAUGCAGAUGAUGAUCAUUCUUUAGGAGAUGUUAAAGAAGAAGAUAUUUCUGAAGAUAUCAAAAAUGAAAAUACUUUGGAAAAUGUAAAAAUUAAUAUUGGUCACAAUGAAGAUGAUUCCAAAAAAUUAGAUACGAACAGCAUAUUGGAAAUUACAAACAAAGAUAAAUCGGAAGAGGACAAAAUUUCACGAACAGAAUUAGAAAAGGAAAGUGGUGAAACUAUUACGGACGAAGUAAAUGUGAUAGAAUCGUUCACUUGUGAAAAGUGUAAGAAAGAAUUUAAAACAGUAUGGAAUUUGGGUCAACAUAUGCAUCGUAACCAUCGAGUGAAAGCGAUAAAGUGUAAAAAAUGUAACCAGAAAUAUUAUCAUCCACUAACUUUAAAAUGGCACGAGGACAUUAAGCACAACAAUCAUAUAUGUAACAUAUGUAACAAAAAAUUUUCAAAUAUUUAUAAAUUAAAAGAUCAUAGGCGAUUCAGGCAUACAAAGGAAGGGCGUACACUCAUAAGAGAAAAUGUAGCAUGCCAUAUUUGCGGUAAAUUAAUGCAGAAAGGCAGUUUAAAAAUCCACAUGACAAUUCAUAAAGAUGAUCGUGAUAAAAUUACAUGUGAGAUAUGUUCGAAAACAUUCGUACGUCAGGAUGGUUUAACCAGACACAUGAAACGUGUACAUGGGAAUGAAACGCCUCCAUGUAAUCAUUUAUGUAAUAUUUGUGGGCAUGCGUCACGUUCAGCAUUUGAUUUACGUAGACAUUUAAGGACUCAUUCAACAGAACGACCGUAUGCAUGUGAUCAUUGUGAUAAAACGUUUCGACGUGAAGAUAAUUUAAAAGAACAUAUCGCACACGUUCACUUAAAUGUACGAAAAUAUCAGUGUUCAUUUUGUUCACAAGCUUUUCAUGAAAAGAAAGGUUUACGGAAUCAUGAACGACGGCAUACCGGUGAAAAACCGCAUAAAUGUGAAGUGUGUGGUAAAGCGUUUAUACAAAAAUAUGCAUUGAAAGUUCAUACAAAAAUACAUAAAAAUUCAAGAGAGAACGUGGCAAUCAAUUUAACAGGCGUGCCAGGCCUCAUGUUUUAGCGUUAGAUCUCAUGCUUUUUUUUACUAAUACUAUCGCUCUUUUUUUCAUAAACUGAGACUAAUUCAGUGAGUGGGCGACUGAUGAGUGAUAAACAAUAAACGACAGAAUUAUAUAAACAAAAUUAUGAUUCCAUCAUGAUUGAUAAAGUUCAUUGAAAUAUAUUGUAGCUCAUCGCUUAUCGCUCACUCUUGUCGCCCGCCGCUCUAAUGUGAAAUUACCUUAACUAAGGUAGUUAUUAUCUUGCGGACAAUAAAAUUUCAACACAAUCUAUAUAUCAGAUAUAUUUGAUUGAAUCAGAUUUA